CGAAAUUUUAUACGCACAAAUACAAAUGGAUACAAAGUCAAAUAAUUCUCCGAGUUUCCUGGAAACUCAUUUUGUCGACAUCCAUGAGAUCUUGCCAGAAGAAGAAGACGAAGAAGCAGAAGGAGAAGAAGAGAUAGCCAGCAAUGUUGAAAAUGCAGAGAACCGAUUUCACAGGCUUGUUAAAGCUAGGGAAGGAAAGAGGGCUCGGAGAAAUUUUAGCAGACAAGUUUCCCUGGAGACAGGCUUCUCGGUGCUGAGUAAAGAGUCUAAAACCAAAGAUCAACGUGAAUUACUUAGAAGAAGCGGAACAAGUUUUGGAGACUAUGGCUCAACUCGUCGCUUUGUUGAAGGAAGGAAAGCAGACUUCAACAUCUUCAGAACUAAAUCUGCUCUGAGUAGACAGAAUUCAGCAUUGCCCCAGAGAGAGAGUGGGGUUGAUCAUAUUCAGAAAAAUCAAGAUGCUCCUGGAGAAGGGCUUCAACAUGAUGGUGAAUCUGUUAACGAGAGUGUUCCCGCUGGAAGAUACUUUGCUGCUCUUAGAGGGCCUGAAUUAGACCAAGUCAAGGACUCGGAGGACAUACUGUUACCCAAAGAUGAGAAAUGGCCAUUCCUCCUUCGUUUCCCAAUUGGUUGCUUUGGUAUCUGUUUAGGCCUAAGCAGUCAGGCCAUUCUUUGGCGUGCUCUCUCCAGCAGUCCAUCUACCAAAUUCCUUCAUGUUACACCUUUCAUCAAUUUUGUGCUGUGGCUGUUGGCCGUAGGUGUCCUUGUUGCAAUUUCUGUCACCUAUGCACUCAAAUGUGCAUUGUAUUUUGAAGCAGUCAAGAGAGAGUAUUUUCAUCCAGUAAGAGUCAAUUUCUUUUUUGCACCUUGGGUUGUCUGCAUGUUCUUAGCCAUUGGAGCACCACCGAGAAUAGCACCAGAAACUCUUCAUCCAGCGAUUUGGUGUGUCUUUAUGGCCCCAAUUCUGUUUCUUGAUCUCAAAAUUUAUGGUCAAUGGCUUUCGGGCGGAAAACGACGUCUCUGCAAGGUGGCAAAUCCAUCUUCUCAUCUCUCAGUUGUUGGAAACUUUGUUGGAGCAAUAUUGGCUGCCAAAGUGGGAUGGAAAGAAGCUGGCAAGUUCUUGUGGUCCAUUGGGUUUGCUCAUUAUCUGGUGGUGUUUGUAACAUUGUAUCAGCGAUUGCCAACAAGUGAAGCACUCCCUAAGGAGCUACACCCUGUCUAUUCCAUGUUUAUAGCAACUCCAGCUGCAGCAAGCCUUGCUUGGGGAGCUGUCUAUGGCGAAUUUGAUGGCUUGGCAAGGACCUGCUACUUCAUUGCUUUAUUUCUCUACUCAUCACUGGUUGUCCGUAUCAACUUCUUCAGGGGAUUCAGGUUUUCUGUUGCAUGGUGGUCUUAUACCUUCCCGAUGACAACAGUGUCAAUAGCAAGCAUCAAGUAUUCAGAGGCAGCCCCUUCAGCAGUAAGCAAAGGCCUUGCCUUGACUCUUUCUUUUAUGUCAUCAGCAUUGGUGUCAAUAUUGUUUGUCUCCACACUGCUCCAUGCUUUUGUCUGGCGGACAUUAUUCCCAAAUGACCUUGCCAUUGCCAUAAAAAAGAGAAGGCUUGCAAAGGAGAAAAAACCCAUGAAAAAGAGUUGCGACAUAAAGCGUUGGACAAAGCAGUCCCCUCUAUCUCUUGUAUCUACCACAAGAAAGCAUAACUCAGGAAAUAAGGGUUCUGAUGGGGAGAACUAAGGAGACUUUGAUAGCAAAGAGAAUGAAAUUUACAGAUGGUCCAAUAAGUCAGUUUCUUAAACACAGUAACUAGGCCAUUCGGUAGCAGAAAAUGGUGCAGAAAAACUCAGUACCUUUACAACUCACGGCAUGUGUUUGUAGAAAUGAACAGAUUUGAAUGCUGCAGCAAUUAUCAACGUGCUCAUGACCAGUAAGAGAGUUCUAGAAAUAAACAAUUCUGCUACUAGCAUACAGAUGUCAUGCAGCCGUAGAAAAGCAGCAACUCCAUAUACCAAUUUUGAGAAGUAGAUGAGUUUCCAUCUUAUACGAUUAUAUUAAGCAAAAUAUUUGGUUAAAUAGCACCAUGCUCAGAGAUAUGCUGAAAUUUUGGGAAGGGAUGAAGAUCUGGUGCAUUCAAUGGAAGCAAAGUUCCAGCAUUUUACUACUGGAAACAGUUAGACCAACUAAUUAUUCUUCUCAAAUAGAAAAACUACCACUUUAUCAACUAACCAUCUAGCUUAAGGUCGAUUACAAGCAGCAGCUCAGAUAUUAAUAAUUUAAUAUAAUAUCUUGAGCCGUUUCUCUGUCUAGCUAUAAGCUCUGAUACAGUAAACUUUCGAUGGUGUAUAACCUGAAGAAGAUGGAAUGAGGUUGCUGUACACUGUCCAACAACAUUCAGCAUAUUGAGAUGAUUAACUUGUAGUAUCAUUGCCUUCAGGCAUGACUUGCAAAAAAA
This is a messenger RNA of Coffea eugenioides, 2447 nucleotides long. RefSeq names its product guard cell S-type anion channel SLAC1. The coding region runs from base 26 to 1732 and encodes 568 amino acids. The record is from RefSeq and is a predicted model, not a curated record. Gene Ontology annotation, biological process: intracellular monoatomic ion homeostasis; transmembrane transport; stomatal closure. The transcript has 3 exons. Gene Ontology annotation, molecular function: voltage-gated monoatomic anion channel activity. Gene Ontology annotation, cellular component: membrane. Lineage: Eukaryota; Viridiplantae; Streptophyta; Magnoliopsida; Gentianales; Rubiaceae.